AUGGACUUCAAGAGCAAGCAGAAGAAGAAGGUUCUUGCGGUGAUCAUUCUGGGUUUGGGUUUGGGUCUCGGUCUCCAGCUGCAGGACUGCAGGAAUAAAGACGUGUCGGCGUCCUGCAGGAAUCGUUGCUAUGAGCCGCUGGAUGUGGAUUCAGCCUCGUGUCGCUGUGAUAGUCAGUGUGUGGAGACUCACAGCUGCUGCUUUGACUACCAGGACAUCUGUCUGCUGCCUACUCAGAGCUGGGAGUGCACGGCGCUGCGCUGUGGAGAGAGACGGCUGUCUGGCAGCAGGUGUCACUGCUCUGAGGACUGUAUGAACGCUGGAGACUGCUGCUCCAACUACAACAGCGUCUGUGAGGGAGACACAGAGUGGGUUCAGGAUGAGUGUGUGGACAUGAGCACUGCCAAAUGCCCUGCCAGUUAUAAGAGGCAGCCGCUGCUGUUGGUCUCUCUGGAUGGUUUGAGAGCUGAAUAUCUGCAGUCGUGGCAUACGGUGGUACCAGUGCUGGACAAGAUCAGACGCUGCGGUACGUCGGCACCCUUCAUGCAGGCCGUGUUCCCCAGUAAGACGUUCCCUAACCACUACUCCAUCGCCACAGGUCUGUAUGCCGAAUCACAUGGGCUGGUGGAUAAUAACAUGUACGACCCUGUGUUCGACGCCUCCUUCAGUCUGUCCAACAGUGAGAAAAACAAUCCCAGAUGGUACCAGGGACAACCGAUCUGGAACACGGCCAUGUAUCAGGGGCUGAAAGCGGGAACGUUCUUCUGGCCAGGAUCUGAUGUGGCCAUAAAUGGGAGUUUCCCAGAUAUCUACAUGAAUUACGAUGGGCCGGAUUUCUUCACAAUCUACCUGGAGGAGCCUGAUAGUUCAGGACACAGUUAUGGACCCGUCAGCGGAGGGCUGAUCUUGGCUCUGCAGGGAGUGGACAGAGUCAUCGGUCAGCUGAUGAACGGCCUCAAACAACUCAACCUUCAUCAGUGUGUCAACAUCAUCAUCGUCGCCGAUCAUGGUAUGGAGGAGACCAGCUGUGAGCGUAAAGAGGCUCUUCAGAAUUUUAUAGGUGAUGUCAAUCAUCUGUACGUCAGUGAAGGGCCUUUUGGACGAAUCAGAGCGAAAAACACAACACACACCUUGGACGCAGCUGGACUCAUAGCAAACAUGUCGUGUAAGCAGCCGGAGCAGCAGAUCAAGCCCUACCUGAAACAUCACCUGCCCAAACGUUUCCAUUACGCCAGCAACAGACGCAUCGAAGACGUCAGCGUCCUGGUGAACCCGCGCUGGCUCUUUGAGAGGUAUCCUGGGUCUCUCACGUUCUGCUCAGGAGGAAAUCAUGGAUAUGAUAAUGACAUCUACAGCAUGCAGGCCUCGUUUCUCAGUUUAGGACCAAAAUUCCACUUUCAGACAGAAGUGGAGCCAUUUUCCAACAUUGAGCUGUACAACCUCAUGUGUGACGUGCUGGAAAUCACUCCAUUCCACAAUAACGGGACUCACGGGAGUCUGAACCACCUGCUGCGGAUGUCGGUUUACAGCCCCAGUCACCCGACAGAGCAGAGCGGCCCGGAGCAGUGCCCGAUCACCAGCCUGGAGCCCACACACACACUGGGCUGCAGCUGCACUGCACUGAGUGGAAGUGACAUCAACGCGCAUCUGAAUCUCACUGAUGCUGAAGGUGNCGAGAGUGAGAGGCGACACAUGUUGUUCGGCCGUCCGCGGGUUCUACAGUCUGACGCUAAAUACUGUGUCCUGCAUCAACACGGAUUCAUCACGGCCUACAGCACACUCACCCACACGCCCGUCUGGAGCUCCUUCACUCUCGACAAAACCGCUGAAAGUUCUCCGGUCGUCUCAGAUUGUCUCCGGGCAGACAUCAGGAUUCCAGCCAAUCAGAGUGCGACAUGUGACCAGUUCAACAACGCUGGCAACAUCACACACGUCUUCCUGUUCCCACCCAAUCUGAACCGCACGUCUGAAGAUCAGUUUGAUGCUCUGACACUUGGAAACGUGGUGCCCGUCUUCCCACAGUUCAAGAGACUCUGGCAGUAUUUUCAGGAGGUUCUGCUGCUCAAAUACGCAUCUCAGUAUAACGGUAUUAACGUGGUUACCGGCCCAGUGUAUGACUACAACUUUGAUGGACGCUUUGACUCUCCAGAGCAGAUCCAGGAGUUCGUUGCAGGUUCGUCUAUUCCUGUUCCCACUCAUUAUUUUGUGGUCCUGACGAGCUGUAAGAACGACACACAGACGGUGAGCGAAUGUUCUGCUGAACUUCAGACGGUUUCCUUCCUGCUUCCGCACAGGAGCGACAACAUGGAGAGCUGCGCCGACGAUCAUCCGGAGUCUCAGUGGGCGGAGCCUCUCCUGUGGAUGCACCAAUCACGCGUCAGAGAUGUGGAGUGGAUCAGCGGACUGGACUUCUUUCAGGACAGCAAGCGUCCAAUCGCUGAGCUCCUGCGUCUGAAGACCCGCCCCACCGCCGCCAUUCAUCCCAAAGCUUGAGUUUUGAUUUUGUGUUAAUAUAUUUAUUCAAUCCUCUUAACGCAUUCCGGUCCAUUUUGACCUAGAAGAGAAGCAUAAAAAUUCCUAAAAAAUGUGUAGCGCUUAGUAAGUGAACAAACCUUUGCAGAUGCAUUAAGACCCUCAAAAUACACUUCUUCUUUUUUUUUCAGAUUUUUUACAAUUAUUUUUUCAGAGAUGACGUGUUGCAUGUAUGGAGAACUAUUAGUAUCAAAAAUACUUUCUGUAAAAUGAAGUUAUAUUAGUGUCUUUUGUAAAAUAUAUUUAGUCUUUUCCCCCGUAUCUCACACACUUUUGGACUGAAUUUUGUUGAUGAACAUGAAUAUGUCUAUUGAUGAAACAAUGCAGCAUGAAAAACUGAUCACUUUUUUCAUCUGAAGGUGAACGUUUACGCACCUAAAAUUAAUUUAUUUUGCUUGAAAACUGAUAUUUAUGUUGUUUUGUUAGAAAUAAAUAUGUAGGUUUCAUAAAU
Messenger RNA from Sinocyclocheilus rhinocerous, 2983 nucleotides. Its product is annotated as venom phosphodiesterase 1. The transcript has 24 exons. Gene Ontology annotation, molecular function: nucleoside triphosphate diphosphatase activity; nucleic acid binding; metal ion binding. The record is from RefSeq and is a predicted model, not a curated record. The coding region runs from base 1 to 2493 and encodes 830 amino acids. Gene Ontology annotation, biological process: nucleoside triphosphate catabolic process. Lineage: Eukaryota; Metazoa; Chordata; Actinopteri; Cypriniformes; Cyprinidae.